Molecule: messenger RNA, 4551 nt
Organism: Amblyraja radiata (thorny skate)
Lineage: Eukaryota; Metazoa; Chordata; Chondrichthyes; Rajiformes; Rajidae
Gene: fastkd2
Product: FAST kinase domains 2
Exons: 12
Coding region: 147-2177 (676 amino acids)
Biological process (GO): regulation of mitochondrial mRNA stability; mitochondrial RNA processing
Cellular component (GO): ribonucleoprotein granule; mitochondrial matrix
Molecular function (GO): RNA binding
Source: RefSeq, a predicted model, not a curated record
CGCCUUCAACAGGGCUCGCGUCAGUUUAAAUUCUAAGAUGGCGGCGGCCAGCGGACGGUCGGGGAUGCGAUGGAGUUGAAAAAAAAUCAGUGUUGCACUGUGUGAAUUAAUGUGAGUUGGUUUCGGGCUAGUUUGAGCGCCUCGUCAUGAAUAUCCAUCAAUCUGGAAGUCGGCUUGUUAGGAUUUUGAGACUGUGCACCCGAGGAUCCACUGCAACUGGUUACAGAAAUUGCAGAACUUUGAUCCAAAAACAUGGAUUUGAGACAUUAAGGAAACAAAAUGGCUUAUCUUGCCAUCUGAGAAAUUGUAUGGGCUUAACUUUAAUCCGCUUCCAGUAUUCUGAAAGGAUACAUCAAAUUCCCAGUGAAGCAGAAGAUGUAAAUAACUGUGACAGAGACACCAAAGAUUCUAGUGUUUUAUCUGAUCCUUCCAUUGGCAGUUCAGCAAAAGGAACAUCAUCUCAAUACAGUGGACCAACCUCUGAGGGUUCUUCCACAGAGUUGGAAAGACCAACUGAGAUGAGGACAUCUUGGGAACAAUUCUGUAAUGAGCUUCGACAAUGCACCUCUCCCAGUGAUGUGUUAGACUUGUAUGAACACUCCAAAAUGGCGUGGAAAUAUACCAGCAAUGCCCUGACAACCAUGUGGGAAACGAUAAAGAGAAUGUCAGAUGAUCAGAGACGUUACGAACAGAAGUUGAUGUUCGAGCAUCCACUCUUUGAGAAGAUAUGCCAGAAGGCCUUGAAGGAAGCUCAGCUAAUGAGCUGUAAUGACUUGGUGUAUAGCCUCUUCGCUUUGGUAAAAAUGGGGGUGAACCAGCAGAGUCGUCUGAUCCAGACACUGCUCAGAGUCUCCCAGGAGCGCUUGAACAACUUUGAUGAGAGGGCUCUCUCGGUACUGUCCAGCUGCUUGAGUAACAUGGAAGAGAGCAAGAACGUAAUUUCACUGCGGGCAGGUUUAAGACUACUUAUAGAACUGCGUAUUUCACAAAUUAAGACGGUGGUGGCCCUGCAGACUAUAAUGAGAUGUAUUGGUAAAGAAUCCUCAAUGCCUCUAAAGAAGAAACUGGAGGACAAAGCGCUGUCAUUGCUGAAUCGGUUCACCCUUCCAAACUUACAGUACAUGUUCAUCACGUUGGCAGUCAUGGGUUACCGCUCAUACCCACUCUUGGAUUCGUGCAGUAGCAGAAUCAUUGAGAAUAUCCAUGGCAUUCCAUUUUGGAGACUUGUGCACAUUUUACAGUCGUGCAAGGACCUCAAGUAUCGGAAUCCUGCUCUUCUUACUGCUGCUGGCAACCAUGUAGCUUCCAUGCUGUGUGUCUGGGAGGUUAAACAGCUCGCUCUCUUGCUGGUGCUAUUUGCCGAACUCGGUUUCCGUCACAUAGAGCUGUUGGAUGGCUUUGCAGAGAUGGUGAUGGCAAGACCUGAAUCCCUAAAUUCUAAGGAUGUGCUGUCGACUCUUCGUGCGUUCUCCUUGUUGAACCAUCGUCCAGGAGAGGAGCGAGUCAAGCAAUUUCUACAGACUCUGGUUGACCUGUUUCAGUCACACUUGUCAAGAUAUUCAUUACUUGAGCUUCUCCGGGGAGUUUAUUACCUUUGUUCUAUGGGCCACUAUCUUCCAGCAACUCUAAACCAGCUCUUCCAGGAUGACAUUCUGAAUGAUCUCCAGUGUCCAGACCAUCCCAACCGAGUGUCAAAUGAGCGAAUGCUUCAGUACAUCAAGCUGGGCGUGGAGUUAGACAAUCCUUCUUUUGCCGUGUUGGAGAGUGCUACGAUCGCCGAUCCCUUGCUGCCCAGUGUUGCAGUGAACACGGCCGUGAAGGAGAUGGUAGAAGCCAUCUUGGGUGACAGCAGUCUAUAUCGCUGUGGGUCGGUGUUGAGAAACAUUCAUUUCAUAGAUUUUGAAAUUGCUUUGGACCAGGAGAGAAAAAUUGCAGUACCUUUUCCUCAGGACGAUGAGAUUGCCCAUUUAACCAACAUUCAGAGGGUGGCUGUGAUUUGUGCACCAGCAUCUGCUUUUUGUCUUGGGUCAGUGCACCCUAAAGACAGGUUGGCACUGAAGGUUCGGCAUCUCAAGACACUGGGCUAUCAAGUAGCAUUGGUCGCGGAACAUGAAUUUGGCAGGCUGUCAGAAGAUGAAAGAGUUGUGUUUUUAAAGAAUGCAAUCUUCGGAGAAUGAAGAGCCUUUGAGAAGUCAUUGAACAUUGCAUUGAGUGCCCGUGGUGAGCAAGAUGCAGUCAACAGCUUCAGUAAAUCUCUGAUACCAUUUGCACUCUUCAAGAAAUGGAAUCUCAAAAUUGAAUUAAUGCUGUGUUUAUCCGUAGCCAAUUCACAGUAAGAUCAGAAUGAAUCAAUAUGAGAUGAACACAAACAACUGCUCUAAUGGUGUUGAUCAAGAUAUCAUGGCAAGAGAUAAGCUUGAUGUGGCAGCUUCUGCAUUAAGUUCUUUCUUUGUAUACAGGGAUGGUCUCCCAGAAUCAACUAGAAUAACUGUGAGCAUGAAUUGUGUUCAGCUGACAAUUUGAACUCUUGUUUUCUCUUGGGUGACAACCAAAACCUACAUUUUUAUGCUGCAACGGUGAUACCAAUAGGAACUACCCUUCUAAAGAGGCAAAACACCUUGUGGGCUGAAAAUAAGGAAGUUAAACAUGAAACACGGGAAGUAAUCGGUAGUUCAGGCAACAUUUGUGUGGAACGGUUUACUCUGUUUCCUUCUCCACAGAUGCUGCAUAACUAGCUGAGUACUUCCUCAUUUUACUCUUACCACCCUUCCAUCUCAGGUCAGUGUUGGAGUGCUACUGCUGUGAUUCAUUCAUAUGUAUGAAUAAUGUGGAUCAGGUGCACUACUUCCACACAUGUGAAAAAGCCAACUGUUACUAAAAAAUGAUGUUUCCUUCAUGAGUAAAAUUACUUUGAUUUCUAUAAAGCAGAUUGUUUACCACCUCACCUCACUCACCUGCAGCUCCAUGCCCAUCACAGUGAUGUCAGGAUUUUUUUUUAAUGCUUUUCAUGUCUUCAAACUCUUCAAACCCAUUUGACCACUAAAUAAGUGUUUACAAAUAGUAGAUAUUGCUGUGACAUAGUAAAGGCAGUAUUCAGUCAGGAAUGUGAUAACGUAAUUUGAGUGAUUGUGCUUAGAACCUAGAAAAGUACGUGCAUGAACAGGCCCUGUGGCAGGCAAUGUCUGUGGCGAACAUGAUGCCAGCACCAACUGUUAUCUGCCUGCACAUAAUCCAUAUCCCUCCAUUCCCUGCAUAAUCGUACAUACAUCCAAGAGACUUAAAUGCCUCUAUCUUAUCUACCACCACACCCGGCGGCGAGUUUCACACACUCACCACUUUCUGUGUAAAAACACUUGCCCUGCACAUCUCCUUUAAAUUUUCCCCCGCUCAACUUUAAACUGUCCUCUAGUAUUUGAUAUUUUCAUCCUGAUGGAAAAAUAAGUUCUGAUUGUCUCCCUAAUUUGUGCCCCUCAUAAUUUUAUAUACUUAUAUCAGGUCCUCCUGCAAGCUCCGGUGUCACAGAGCAAACAAACCAAGUCUGUCCAAUGCAGUUAAUACCCCAUAAUCCAGACAUAAUUCUGGUAAACGUCUGCAUCCUCUCCAAAGCCUCCACAUUCUUCCUGCAAUGGGAAGACCAGAACUGCACGCAAUAUUCCAAAUGUGGCCUAACCAAAUUCUCAUAAUGCAAGCUGCAUCAUGACUUCCUGACUCUUGUACUCAUUGCCCUAACCUUUGAAAGCGAUGUGACUUAUUUUACACUUUUGCCAUUCAUUGUAUAUUUUCACUUUACAUUUGACCUGCCAAAAUGUAACACCUCACACUUGCUCUGAUUAAACUCCAUCUGCCAUUUCUCUGCCCAUUUCUAUAGCUGAUCUAUUCCUGCUGUAUACUGUGACAGGCUUCCUCAAAAUCCACAACCCCAGCAAUCUUGGUGUCAUCUGCAAACCUACGAAUGAACCUGCCUACAUUUACAUCCAAGUCAUUUAUGUAUAUCACAAACAGAAGUGGUCCCAGCACAUUUCCUUGCGGAACAGUGCUGCAGCAGUAGAAUUGCUGCCUUCCAGUGCCAGAGACUUGGGUUUGAUUCUGACUGCGGAUGCUGUCUGCACGGAGUUUGUACAUUUUCCCUCCCACAUUCCAAAGACAUGCGGGUUUUUAGAUUAAUUAGCUUCUGUAACUUGUCCCGAGUGUGUAGGAUUGAACUAGUGUACGGGUGAUCACUGGUUGGUGUCCAGCAUAUGUUUAAAGGAUAAACACAUGAUGGACUGAGGAGAAUACCCUUACUUUAAUUUCCAGGCCUUGUUCUGAGUUAUCUAUCAGUGUUAUUUAAAAGAUAGCUCAGCAUUCUCUCUGAUCGGCACUGAGGUUAUCAAACUAGAUUAUGUGCUCAAAUAUCAAGAGGAGAACAUGAACCCAUCACCUCUUGACUUAGAGUGGGAGGAAUUACCACUGAGCCACAGAUGUAUACAAUCUUAUAUAUUUUUCCAAUGUCGUGAUUGCAUUCAGUAACAGGAUGUUUAUAGAAGUCAUGUUUGGGAUUGUGCUUUGAAA